GUUCUCAUCGGACGGACUUGAUUUUCCUCCGUCGCCGUUAGAUCAUACAGUCACCCCCGGCUCUCUCCGUCCCUUUCGAGAUUUCCUUCCCUCGAUCCCAGAAUCUCCUCAUCGCUUCCUCCCAUGGCGGACUGGGGGGAGGAGUCCGAGAACCCGGAACUGACUGAGAAGCAGAAGAAGGAGAUCGCCAAAUGGUUCCUCACUAAUGCCCCUGCCGGCGAGAUCCAGUACGUUGCGAAAGAUGUUCGGGCGCUCAUAGCGGAUGACAGAUUGUACAAUAUGGCAGCGGCUGAGGCCUUUCCUCUCUUCAACAAAGCCCAUCUCGUAGUUCUUGAGAUGCCCGAUAGGAGCGGCGAUGUAAUAAUAUCGUCCUUUGGUGAAAUUGACAAGGAUAACUUCUUUGAUCCUAGGACUGCUCAGAUUGUUACGGUGGAUCAUAUGAAACAGGUUUGCACAAAGGUACGACCUGCUAAUGAUGAAGAGCUUCCAUCAGCCUAUGUUGAGGAAUUUCGCAUUGGUAGGUUUGCACUGGAUGCUGAACUUUGCAAAUAUGUUGUUGAUACUUAUCCCAAAGGAACCUGUGCAGUUUAUUGCACCAGAGGAAAAGACGUGGAUGGACCAGGUGUCAACUUUGAUUUUGCUGUUGUGAUUUCUGCUUCAAGAACCAGCCCACAAAAUUUCUGCAAUGGCAGUUGGCGUUCUAUAUGGACCCUUGAAUUCAAGGAUGAUUUGCAAGUUGUGGAAGUAAAAGGAAAAAUGCAGGUUGUUGCACACUAUUUUGAAGAAGGAAAUGUACAACUGGAUGCUAAAAAUGAAUGCAGGGACUCCACCCUCUUACAGUCACCAGAAGAUUGUGCUGUAUCAAUAUCAAACACAAUCCGCCACCACGAGGCUGAGUAUAUGGCAUCUCUUGAGGAAUCUUAUUUGCAUUUGCCAGACACAACUUUCAAGGAUCUUAGGAGGAAGCUUCCUGUUACUCGGACUCUAUUUCCAUGGCAGAAUACUUUGCAGUUCAGCUUAACCAGAGACAUCUCGAGAGAACUUGGAAUUGGGAAGUGAAGUUUUUAGUCAGCUUAUGCCAAAGUUGUAAUUCAGCUGUUUGGUUAGAAUUUUUUUUCUUAAACCUCGGCCUCUUAGCUUGUUUUCCCAUUGCACUUCAUUGAUAUGAUUGUUUACUCCCGUUAGAUUCCCAAUCCCCCUCGUAGCUGAUCUACACUUUGAAAUAUUUUACUUUGUUACUCUCAUUUCAGCCAUUAAUAUGUUCACCCUGCAUUAGCAAUUUGGAGUACAGUUUUUUUAAAGGAAAA
Molecule: messenger RNA, 1307 nt
Organism: Dendrobium catenatum
Lineage: Eukaryota; Viridiplantae; Streptophyta; Magnoliopsida; Asparagales; Orchidaceae
Product: F-actin-capping protein subunit alpha
Exons: 10
Coding region: 124-1059 (311 amino acids)
Biological process (GO): actin cytoskeleton organization; barbed-end actin filament capping
Cellular component (GO): actin cortical patch; F-actin capping protein complex
Molecular function (GO): actin filament binding
Source: RefSeq, a predicted model, not a curated record